Messenger RNA from Folsomia candida, 1012 nucleotides. RefSeq names its product thymidylate kinase. The record is from RefSeq and is a predicted model, not a curated record. NCBI's taxonomy places the organism in Eukaryota, Metazoa, Arthropoda, Collembola, Entomobryomorpha, Isotomidae. Gene Ontology annotation, cellular component: mitochondrion; nucleus; cytoplasm. Bases 120 to 863 code for a protein of 247 amino acids. Gene Ontology annotation, molecular function: dTMP kinase activity; ATP binding. Gene Ontology annotation, biological process: dTDP biosynthetic process; dUDP biosynthetic process; dTTP biosynthetic process. The transcript has 5 exons.
AGCACAAUGUCUUUGUGAGAUUUCGUAAACAGUAGUCGAGAUCAUUUGUGGAACGCAAAUUAACAAUUCCUCGUUAGUUUUAACCACAAAUUGUGAUUAUUUUAAAAUCGUGUAUAACUAUGCCCGGAAUGAGUAUCAGUUCGGUGACCAAGAGGGGCGCAUUAAUUGUUUUAGAGGGUUGCGACAAGGCGGGCAAGUCCACCCACUCCAAGCUGCUCAUUGACGCCCUUAAUGCGGCCGGAAAGGUGGCACACCUCAUUAAUUUUCCAGAUCGAACUACCGAGAUCGGGAAGAUGCUAGAUGCUUAUCUGAGAUGUCAAAAGGAAGUUAAGGAUGAGUCAAUUCAUCUCCUUUUCUCUGCAAAUAGAUGGGAACUUUUACCAAAGAUACAGAGACUUCUUCUUGCUGGUGAAUCAGUAGUUCUUGAUCGAUAUGCUUUCUCUGGGGUAGCUUUCUCAGUGGCGAAGGGUACACUUGAUCUGAAUUGGUGCAUGAGUCCAGACGUGGGCCUUCUGCAACCGGACCAAGUCAUAUUUCUCAAUUUAUCAGAAACAGAGGCUGCCGCUCGUGGCGACUUUGGGAGGGAGAGAUAUGAACAGACCGAUUUUCAGAAGAAGGUCAAACAAGUAUUUUUUGAAUUGAAAGACAAGGAUGACUCUUACUGGACGGUUGUGGAAACAAAUCGAAAUAAAGAAGAUGUUCAUCAGGAAAUUUUACAGCUUGCGAUGAGCACCAUUAAAAUUAGCGAAAAUAAGCCAAUACUUCCAUUGUGGGGGAACAUUUUUAACAGUUCUUCUACAAAAGGGUCGAGUCAAAAUAAGGGCGAAACCAAAAAGAUUCCCGCAGUGCACACAACAGUUUAAUUUUUGGUAUAGUAUACAUGUACAUGUAUAUUAUUGUGUAUGUAUACGUAAGUAUAUGCUAUAUAAGAUAUUCAAUCUGUAAUGUAUAAAUGUAUCAAUAAGCUAAUUGAUUUGUACCUACUAAAUAAUUAAAUAAUGUAACUUGUCAA